AUACGCUAGCAGAACGAUUCCGAACAGCUGUCCUGCUAAAACACAUUUUUCUAUCAUAAUUAAUUGGCGCUAGGCGCAUUAUUAAAUCGUAAGGAGCUACUGAAUAACUAUGACUCGAAAUAGCAUCGACUUGGGCGACGUUACGCCGCAUAACAUAAAACAACUGAAAAAGCUCAAUACAGUUGUGUUCCCGGUCUCCUACAAUGACAAAUUCUAUGUGGAUGUUUUGGAAGCUGGCGAAUUGGCCAAAUUGGCCUACUACAACGACAUUGUGGUCGGGGCCGUCUGCUGCCGCAUCGAUACAACGGAGAACCAGCGUCGCCUCUAUAUCAUGACACUUGGCUGCCUGUCGCCCUACCGGCGCUUGGGUAUCGGCACCGUCAUGUUCGAGCACAUACUGAACUACGCGGAGAAGGACGGCAACUUUGACAGCAUUUUUCUGCAUGUGCAGAUCAACAACGAUGGCGCCAUUGAGUUUUACAAGAAAUUUGGGUUCGAAAUCGUCGACACCAAGGAGCAGUACUACAAACGCAUCGAGCCCGCGGAUGCCCAUGUCCUGCAGAAGGCACUGCGCCGCAACCCACCGAAUGCCAACAACAUCAACACUAGCACUAACACCGCCAACAACCCGAAUCCAAGAAGUAAAGUACGCCAAUACACUUUUGUAUGAAUUUUAAAUAAAUAAAAAUCGCUCCGCCAAUGGCAAAUACUGUUCAGUUGUGCUGUCAUAUCUA
This is a messenger RNA of Drosophila miranda, 734 nucleotides long. Its product is annotated as probable N-acetyltransferase san. The transcript has 3 exons. Gene Ontology annotation, cellular component: NatA complex. Lineage: Eukaryota; Metazoa; Arthropoda; Insecta; Diptera; Drosophilidae. Gene Ontology annotation, molecular function: acyltransferase activity, transferring groups other than amino-acyl groups. The record is from RefSeq and is a predicted model, not a curated record. Gene Ontology annotation, biological process: mitotic sister chromatid cohesion. The coding region runs from base 110 to 670 and encodes 186 amino acids.